Messenger RNA from Haplochromis burtoni (Burton's mouthbrooder), 1388 nucleotides. RefSeq names its product GTPase IMAP family member 7-like. Gene Ontology annotation, molecular function: GTP binding. Bases 19 to 771 code for a protein of 250 amino acids. The record is from RefSeq and is a predicted model, not a curated record. Lineage: Eukaryota; Metazoa; Chordata; Actinopteri; Cichliformes; Cichlidae. The transcript is spliced from 2 exons.
GUCGCGAACAGACAGGAGAUGGGCAACAGUGGGUCGAUACCAGAAGGUGACCCACUGAGGAUUGUGAUGAUUGGGAAAACUGGUGUUGGGAAGAGUGCUGUUGGGAACACCAUUAUUGGAAAAGAGUUGUUUAAAUCUGAAGUGAGUUCAGAGUCAGUGACAGAGACCUGUGCAAGAGAGCGAGUUAAAUACUGCAAAAGAGAUAUCCAUGUGGUCGAUACCCCCGGCAUUCUGGAUACAUUUAAAAAGGCAGAUGACAUAAAGAAGGAGAUUGCGAAAUGCAUCCACAUGGCCAGUCCUGGACCUCACGUCUUUCUGCUGGUCCUUCAGAUUGGCAGGUUUACCCCAGAAGAAGAAAACUGUGUGGAAGCCCUGGAGAAACUCUUUGGACCUGAGGCAUCGAACUACAUGAUUGUAGUCUUCACUCAUGGUGACAAGCUGGCUGAGCAGAAGUCCAUACAAGAGUAUUUGACAGAAGGCCACCCUAAACUCAAAGAGGUAGUGAGCAGGUGUGGUAACAGGUAUUAUGUCUUCAACAACAAAGAUAAGAACAGAGUUCAAGUGGUUCAGCUGAUCAAGAAGAUCGAUGAGAUGGUAGCAGCAAAUGAAGGAUCACACUACACCGAUGAAAUGUUUGAGAAGGCACGGGAGAUUCUGCAACACGAGCGUGAAAAGACACCAGAAAAGCUGUUCAGCCACCGUGAGUUCAUGGAAGAGCUGCGGCAAAAAACUCUCCAAUUUCAGCAAAAGUUGGCUUUUUUAGAGGACUAGCUCGGUGAUUCAGGACCAUUUUGACCAUCAUUUAAAGUUGAUUAUCUGCCAUAUGAUGAACUAAUUAAUGGUAAUAAUUUUUAGUUAAUGACAGUUUAGAAUCCAUUGUUAUAGUUUCUAGAUUUAGUGAAAUGAUUCUGGUGCUGAUCAUUUAAAAUAUAGUAUGAAAUUGGUUUCCAUGUCAGCUGUAUCACUGUAAAUUCAUCCAUUUGUUCACAUAUUAGUCAAGUCUGGGUUCCAACUUUAAGUUUAAAAUCAAUUAAAAUAUGCAAACUCCAACUACAUGUGUAUAAGGGUAAACAUUAUCAAGCAAAGGGUGACAACUGAUGUAAGGCUGUUAGACACCAAAUGCACAGUGAAAAAAAUGGCAUCAACAUGAAAGGAUGCUGAGCUGUUGCUGAUGUUUCUAAGCAGUAAUAGAAGGAGAAGUUCAUCCAGUUCUCAUGAGGAAAUUCACAAAGUUGGUGCUACAUAAAGAAUAGGUCCAAAAAAUAUUUUUAACACUCAAAAUAUUCCCACAGAUUUUAGGCAUCUGGUGUGUAAAGGCCUUUAUUGUUUAUGAUGAUUAUAAAUAUAGAAAACACCACUUGUUAUUAUUCUGGAGAUAUACAUAAAAU